UGCCAGGGCAGGCGUGAUGGGUGCCGGGACAGGCACGGAAACAGCAGCAGCAUCAGGCAGCAAAGAGGCAAAAUGGCUCUUGCUUUCCUCUUGGCAGCAAUCCUGGGACUUCUCAUUGUCAAGGCUCUUUCUUUUCAGCUGAGAAACCCAAGUUCCCCUCCUUGCAUCAGGAGUUGGAUCCCUUGGGUUGGAGCUGCGUUCCAGUUCGGGAGAGCUCCUCUGGAGUUUAUAGAGCAAGCCAGGAGGAAGCAUGGACCUGUGUUCACAAUAUUUGCUCUGGGAAAGCGAUUUACCUUUGUGACUGAGGAAGAAGGAGCUGAAGCUUUUUUUAAGUCUAAAGACUUAAAUUUUGAACAGGCAGUACAACAAGCUGUCGAGAAUGCAGUUUCUGUCCCUGCAGAAGCAUUUUAUCAGAACCACAGUAACCUCUACAGCAUGAUGAAGGGAAAGAUGGGUCCUUCUAACCUGCACGUGUUCACAGACACUUUGUGUAAGGAACUGCAUGAGCACAUGGCACACCUGGGCAGGGAGGGCACAGGAGACCUCAAUGACCUGGUAAGGCAUGUCAUGUAUCCAGCAGUGGUGAACACUUUGUUUGGGAAAGGCAUCUGCCCGACAAGCCAGAGUGAAAUCAAGGAGUUUGAAGAACAUUUUCAGAAGUAUGAUGAGGACUUUGAAUAUGCUUCUCAGCUGCCUGAGUGCUUUCUGAGGAGUUGGUCUAAAUCCAAAAAAUGGCUACUAAAAUUAUUUGAGAAAGUAGUGGCAGAUGCUGAAAGGACCAACCCUUCAGAGACCACAUCCAAGACCCUACUGCAACAUCUCCUGGAUAACUUGCAAGGAAAACAUCUGGCUCCCAAUUAUGGUCUUCUAAUGCUCUGGGCUUCCCAAGCAAAUGCUGUGCCUAUUGCAUUCUGGACCCUUGUUUUCAUACUGUCUUAUCCUUCCAUUUACAAGAAAACCAUGGAAGACCUGGCUUCUGUUUUUGGCAAAGCAGGUAAAGAUAAAAUAGAAGUCUCUGAAGAGGACCUUAAGAAGCUUCCUUUUAUUAAGUGGUGCACUUUGGAAGCCAUAAGGCUGAGGUCUCCAGGUGCAAUCACCAAGAAAGUAGUAAACCCAAUAAGAAUUCAAAAUUUCACUGUGCCUGCAGGUGACAUGCUGAUGUUGUCACCGUAUUGGAUGCACAGGAACCCGAAAUAUUUUCCUGACCCAGAAAUGUUCAAACCUGAUCGUUGGAAAGAGGCAAAUUUAGAGAAGAAUGCUUUCUUGGACAGCUUUGUGGCAUUUGGAGGAGGGAAGCAUCAGUGUCCAGGAAGGUGGUUUGCAAUCAUGGAAAUCCAGAUGUUCGUGGUGUUAUUCCUCUACAAAUAUGAAUUUGUGCUUUUGGAUGCAGUACCAAAGGAGAGCCCUUUACAUUUGGUGGGGACACAGCAACCCAUGGCACCUUUCAGGGUCCAGUACAAAUGCAGGGAAUGAAAUCUGCCCAGCACUACUUUGCCUUCCCCUGCUCUGGAUGGAUGGGCCACUGAGCUGCUUCCCUGUGCUCCAUCUUCAGAUAGGUUCUGUGCCUUAACAAUUCCUAAAUCCAGCUUUAAAUUCCAGCUUUAUGGUCUGCCAUACCAGUAUAAAUCUGUGCUCUUCACCCAAAUGACUGCCUUCUACUAUAUAAAAAUCCAGCUCUCCUGCAUCCAUGAUUUCUGGGCCAGUGAAUCACAGACUUUGCAAAUCUGAUACACUGAACUCUCCAGGUGAAGAUCUGGCCAGCACUGCCUACAAUCAGUGCCAACAUUUUGCAAUUAAAAUGCGUUUUUAAUGGAAAAUUGAGAGGAUUAGGAAAGUCUGAAGUCUCGUUCCACUGGAGCACCUAAAAUUUCUACUGAGCUUUAUUUGCUCCACAGCAUUCAGGAUUGGUCCUUGCAUGAAUAUGCAAUGAAGGUUUGGUGGUGAUGUCUGCCUUCUAAUGAAGCAAGAGAAGCUGUUGCUAUUCAUUAGAUUGGUUGUCCAAUAGCUGGAACACUUUUGCUUUUCCUUUAACAUUACUUACUUAAUAGAAUAAAUUGCACAAAUCUAAAAAUAUUUAAUCCUAUAAAGAACAGCCAGCAAAAGCUGUUCAAAGAAGCUGUCAAGUAACUACAGAUACCAGCACUUUAACUGCUGUCACAUUUCAUAUAUGAUAAUAAUUGGCAUGUAUUUUUAGUCUUUUAAGUAAAGACUGUUCAUCAGUUUAGAAUUUCUUGUAAGAAAACCACAAAUGGACUUUCAACAGUAGUAAAAUAGUAAAAACUAUGGGAAUAGUGUCUAUAGGAAAAUAACACAUCAUAUAAUUCAUUAAAUAGUUGGCUUACCACACCUAUGGAUGCAGUAAUUUAAAAAACUUUAAUGACCUAUAUGGCUGGAAAACAAUUAAUCCAACUUUAAUUUAGCUCAUAAGGGUUAAAUCUGCAAUCUUUGCACUCUUAGCUGCUGUGUCAGAAUUUAUUCAAUAACUGAAAACUUUGGUUUCAUGUCGUGUCAUUAGCCAAAAAUAUAUAUUUUAAGUUUAUAAUUUGGAAAUGUUCACAAUACCUGUUCAGGUACCUUGUAGGUUUGCAGGCAUA
This is a messenger RNA of Calypte anna (Anna's hummingbird), 2594 nucleotides long. Its product is annotated as 24-hydroxycholesterol 7-alpha-hydroxylase. Gene Ontology annotation, biological process: bile acid biosynthetic process; cholesterol homeostasis. Bases 73 to 1473 code for a protein of 466 amino acids. Lineage: Eukaryota; Metazoa; Chordata; Aves; Apodiformes; Trochilidae. Gene Ontology annotation, molecular function: iron ion binding; oxidoreductase activity, acting on paired donors, with incorporation or reduction of molecular oxygen; heme binding. The transcript is spliced from 12 exons. The record is from RefSeq and is a predicted model, not a curated record.